Molecule: messenger RNA, 864 nt
Organism: Dufourea novaeangliae
Lineage: Eukaryota; Metazoa; Arthropoda; Insecta; Hymenoptera; Halictidae
Gene: beat-IIa
Exons: 6
Coding region: 1-864 (287 amino acids)
Source: RefSeq, a predicted model, not a curated record
AUGUCUCGCCACCUGUGGCUAAGGGCAGCGUUUACUUUACUCGCGAUAUCAGGUGCGAGCUGCCUGCGGGAUGUCAGCUUGGAAAUAGUUCCGGAGGCGGUGCAACGUGGUCAGAAGGCGAUGCUACGGUGCCAUUACGAUCUCGAGGAGGCGCCCCUUUACUCCCUCAAGUGGUACCGUGGCAGGCACGAGUUCUACCGUUUCACACCCAGCGAGGAUCCGGCCACCAAAAUCUUCAACAUCACCGGGAUCCACGUUGACGUUGCCAACUCGAACAAGAGCCAGGUAACGCUGCGCGACGUCGACUUCGGCCUCUCGGGUACAUUCAGUUGCGAAGUUACGGCAGACGCGCCGACCUUCUCCACCGCCUCCGUCUCGAAAAAUCUCACGGUAGUGUCUUUACCCGAGGGCACGCCCAUUAUCGUAUCGGAACGUGAACGCUACGACCCCGGAGACACUUUGAGGGCAAAUUGUAGCUUACCACCCUCGAAGCCGCCGGCUCAUCUCUCAUUCACCCUGAACAACGUGGCGGUGGAUUCCUAUACAAAACAUCAGCCGCAGCAGUAUCCGCCGCCGAAGUGGGAUCACAACGACGCCGCGACCCACGGCGAUCAGCAGGAGAAUCUUCAAUGGAUCGAGAUCAGGGUGAACCUUCAACCGUUCUAUUACUCGAACGGCCAGCUGAAUCUGCGAUGCAGCGCCCAGAUUCCCGGCAUAUAUUCGGCGAUAAGCGAGGUGCAGCUUGGAGCCGGUCUGCGUGAACCCGUGCCAGAGCGAGUGACCUCCGAAAACGGAAGCGAGGCUUCUACGGCCGCCUAUCUGACGAUGCUGAUGCUGUACAUGCUCCAGCUACUUCUGAGAUAG